This is a messenger RNA of Aaosphaeria arxii CBS 175.79, 1998 nucleotides long. RefSeq names its product glycoside hydrolase family 13 protein. NCBI's taxonomy places the organism in Eukaryota, Fungi, Ascomycota, Dothideomycetes, Pleosporales. Gene Ontology annotation, molecular function: alpha-amylase activity. Gene Ontology annotation, biological process: oligosaccharide catabolic process. The transcript has 4 exons. The coding region runs from base 100 to 1932 and encodes 610 amino acids. The record is from RefSeq and is a predicted model, not a curated record.
CCAUAAUCCUAUAAAGCCCGGGCGCUGAUUUCUGCGGGACGCUUACUUCCCUAACUUUCCUUUUACUUUCCCAAUUGACCUAUUUUCUUAUCCUGCGAUAUGUCUCUAACUUCUAAGAUAUCGGAUGUGGCCAAUGCUGUCAAAAAACAAGUUCCCGGCUUAUAUGUCGGCGUGGACAAACACAAAUGGUGGAAAGAGGCUGUGGUCUAUCAGAUCUAUCCAGCAUCAUUCCUAGAUACCAAUAAUGAUGGAUGGGGAGACGUGCCUGGAAUAACGCAAAAGCUCGACUACCUUAAGGACCUGGGCGUCGAUGUAAUUUGGACAUCCCCAAUUUACAAGAGUCCUCAGGCGGACAUGGGCUACGACAUCGCCGACUACGAAGAUAUUGACCCCAGCUAUGGAACCCUGGCCGAUGUCGACAACCUAAUCGCCGAGUGCAAGAAACGAGGUCUCAAACUUGUCAUGGACCUUGUCGUAAACCACACUUCCGAUCAACAUGCCUGGUUCCUGGAUUCUCGUUCUUCCAAAACCUCACCAAAACGUGACUGGUAUAUCUGGAAGCCCGCCAAUUAUGAUAGCGACGGUAAUCGACAACCGCCUAACAAUUGGGCGCAGAUUCUUGGAGAAGCGAACAGCGCAUGGGUCUGGGACGAGACUACACAAGAAUACUACCUUGCCAAUUUCACACCAGAGCAACCUGACCUGAAUUGGGAGAACCCAGACGUGCGCGAGGCUGUUCACAAUGUGCUUCGAUUCUGGCUUGAUCGUGGGGUCAGCGGUUUCCGAAUGGAUGUCAUCAACCUCAUCUCGAAGAACCAAGAUUUCCCCGAUGCGGAUAUCGUUGUAGAAGGCCACAAAUACCAACCUGGCUGCAAGCACUACGCCAACGGUCCCCGUCUUCACGAAUGGCUUCAAGAUCUCAACAAGCAGGUCUUGUCCAAGUAUGACACACUCACCGUCGGCGAGAUGCCAUUCGUACGCGACGAAGACGAAAUCAUCAAGGGCGUAGGCGCAACCAGAGGCGAACUUAACAUGAUCUUUGCUUUCGAUCUUGUCGACAUUGACAAUGUCCCCGGUGACUUCAAAUACACCCUACACCCAUGGGAUGCUCGAGACAUGAAGAAGAUCAUCAAUCGACUGCAGAGACUGAUGCUUGAGCGAGACGGAUGGAACUCGGUCUUUGUAGAGAACCACGACCAGCCCCGCAGCGUGUCGAGAUACACCGACGAUAGCGACGAGUGGCGCGAAUACGGCGCAAAGCUGCUUUGCUUGAUGCAAACAUCGCUUGCAGGGACACUAUAUGUUUACCAGGGUGAGGAACUUGGUAUGCGAAAUGUGCCUGCUAGUUGGGAUCCAGAGGAGUACAAGGAUAUCGAAUCGAUCAACUUCUUCAACAAAUACAGGCAGAUGUACCCCAACGACGAGGAAAAAUUCGCCGUUGCCCGUGAUAUCCUGCAGCGCAAAUCGCGAGACAAUGCCCGCACUCCAGUUCAAUGGACAUCUGCCCCCAACGCAGGUUUCACUUCCCCGGAUUCCAAGCCAUGGAUGCGCGUGAACGACGAUUACCCUACCGUCAACGCUGAGGCACAACUUGCGAAUCCCACACCCGCCCCUGGCCAACUCUCUGUCCACGCAUUCUGGAAGCGCGGGCUCGAGAAGCGGAAGGAGCAUAAGGAUGUCUUUGUGUACGGAGAUUUUGAGAUCAUUGAUCCCGAUCACGACAAGGUUGUCGCUUUCAGGAGGUGGAAUGGUAACAAGGCUUUCCUUGUUGUUCUCAACUUCUCCGGUGAGACUGUUCAGUGGGAGGGACUGGGUUCGCAUCAGGCGAAGAGGUGGGUUGCGGGCACGUAUGAUGAGAGGCAGCUACCGUCGAGGAACAAAUCUGGAACCAUUGAAUUAAGGCCAUGGGAGGGUCUGUUGGGUAUUGCUUAAAUUAUUCCAUUCCAGGGUUAUUAGACUACAUACUUCCAAGAAACGCCUAUCCCAGGGUUUAAUCGU